AUGGAACAUAUAACAUUAAUCCAAAAUAAUGAUAUGCCAUGGUGGGUUAGAUACCAGCCAGUCAGUUACAAACUAAUCUCACGUAGUGGUAACGAAGAAGAGUUCAAAGACAUGGUUGACAGAUGUAACAAAGUUGGAGUGAGAAUCAUUGUUGAUGCUGUUAUCAAUCACAUGACCGGGGUUGCACAGAAAAAAGGAGUUGAUACCAGAGACAGCAGCGGUGGCUCAUUCUUCGAUGGAACGGAUGGCAUAGAAAGCUUCCCAGAGGUGAGGAGACUUGGGAUGAGGGGUGUAGGCCCUUCUAAACCGUUUUCCACGCGAUGCCCAUUUCGUCGCAUGCGGUCCCGCAAAGAAAAUGGACGAGUUGCAUCACGCAGAGAGCGGGCUUCAUAUUUUGUAGAAUGCAAAACAUCUGUGUAAAC
Molecule: messenger RNA, 422 nt
Organism: Cylicostephanus goldi
Lineage: Eukaryota; Metazoa; Nematoda; Chromadorea; Rhabditida; Strongylidae
Source: the annotation of a GenBank genome assembly